Molecule: messenger RNA, 3917 nt
Organism: Elaeis guineensis (African oil palm)
Lineage: Eukaryota; Viridiplantae; Streptophyta; Magnoliopsida; Arecales; Arecaceae
Source: RefSeq, a predicted model, not a curated record
UUCACACCCGUCACUAUAUUUUUUCCCUUUUUUUUUGUCAAGUAUAUAUGUGUAGACCAGUGGGAGGAGAGGUAGAGGAGGAAUUUAAUUGGAAGAAAUCUGGAAAAAGGUGGGAGGCAGGGGAUGUGCUGGAAUCGCUGUUUUUAAAAGUCUUUUGUUUUCUUUGGCGUACGCUAUUUUGUUUGUUUUAGUGGCAGAAGCGAGCAGCAGGAGAGGGUAAGGAGGGGUUGGGUGGGAAAGAGAGAGGGGUGGUGGUGAAGCGAGUGCCGCAGAACGGCUUGGAGGAAAAGCUUUCCCCCUUUCUUCUUUUUUUAUAUAGUAGCCGCGGGCGGAGGAAUCGGCGAAUCUUGGGGGGAUGCGAGGCCGGGCCCGGUGGAUUUCUCUCUCCUAAUACCCCAGAGGUAUCUUGAUUGUUACCAGAAGUGAAAGGUAGAAUUUUUCCUCUGGUUUCUGCUCUUUGAUAUGAGAAUCUUCAUGAGGAUGAGCUGCAUGAAGCCUGUGCCUUGAAUCUUUGGAAUCUUGAAGUAAGAUGUCCCUGCUUGUGUUUAUGUGCUGGUCAUUAACUAAAACUCGAGGAACGUCUAGUUGGAUCUGAUUCUUAAAUGCAUAAAUUUUAUUAGGCUCAAACAUUAAGUUAUAUGAUUCGGUAUGUUUCCAUUUGGUUAGCACUUUGUGGGAGGUGGACAUGAGUAUGUUGGUGGGGAUAUGCUCCGGCCAAGGGAAGAUGAUAUACCUGGUCUUUUUCUGUUCUUGGUUGUGCUCCCUCUGGUCACUUACAUUUUACUUGGAAUAUGGAAGGAGACUUCGAAAAAGAAGGCCAGGUUAAGUGUGCUUGCACAGUUUGCUGCUGAGGAAGCUCUCAGAGUUGAAGCAAUGACAUCUGCUGAUGUUAUACCAGCUGGACCUUUUCUGAAAACUGGCUCUCAUGAGUGUGCCAGAUGCUUUGCUCCUGCUACAACUCGCUGCUCCAGAUGCAAAUCAGUCAGAUACUGUUCUGGGAAGUGUCAAAUAAUACAUUGGAGGCUGGGGCACAAGCAGGAAUGUCGGCAAUGGCAAGAUACCAGCUCCAAUGUUUCUGGUGGCCUUUCUCCAGUUCAACAGAAUUUUCUUUUAGAUGAUGUCAAAUCGUCGUUCCUUGGAAGUGAUAUUGAAGAGCCCCUGCAUGGAGAUCUUCAUGGUAAUGCAUCAAGUAAUCCUUGUGUCAUGAAAAUUGAUACACCUCAAGAUUCAGCUGCACAAAGAAAGCUAUCAGAAAAGUGGGCUCUUAAUAGAUCAAAAAGAGGUGCCUUUAAAAGUGAUGAAAGUGCUGCAUGUGCAUAUGAUGAAGCCAUUACCUGUAGUGCAGAUGGUCAAACUAUAUCUUCAAGCUCCUUGUUUACAGAGUUUUCAUCAAAGGAUCAUCCUCUGGAACAUAAGUUUCAGUUAGGAACUGCGAAUUUCACACCUGAUGAUGAAACUCAUAAGAUUCGAGACACCAGCAGUUCAUCCACUGUCAAAAAUGCUUUGCACCAGUCUCAUAAAUUAGCAGAUGAAACUAGGAAUGGACUUAAGACAGGCAGUUCUCCUGGAAUACCAGUCCCAUCCCAUUUGGAUAAAAAUAUGAUUAAUGGAUGUGGUGUGGGUGCUAAUAUCACUUCAGAGAAAGUUGAGUUUUUCGAAGGUGGAUUUUCUUCUGCUGGUGAAACAGUUGACUCGAGCUACUUAGCUGAAAAUAUCUCACCCAAAGGAAGCAUAGUUUUCAAAAAACCUCCAUACACAUUGGGACACACAUCUUCUUCGCCACAAAAAUCAUCUCAGAGAGCAUCGAGAGAAUACCCUUCUCAAGGAGUAGAAAGGCAUGCCCACAUGGAAAAUGAAUCUAGAAACCCCCGAACAAAUGUUUCACAGGGCUGCAAUGGGAUCUCCAACAUGGAAGGGGCAAAGGUGGCAGGAUCAAAGAAACCUUCAAAAGUCCUCAAACGGAAUCUUGUGAGCCUGAUAAAUGACAACAAGAAAAAUAAGGUAUGCCAGCUGUUGUUUUCUUUUGAGGAUCUUGUCAGGCUUUUUCAAUGUGAAGUCUGGGGCAUAUCUCCAAGAGGGCUUCUUAAUUGUGGAAACAGUUGCUAUGCUAAUGCGGUCCUGCAAUGUCUUACCUGCACAAAACCUCUCAUGGUGUACUUGCUUCAGAGGUCGCAUUCAAGAACCUGCCGAGUCAAAGAUUGGUGCCUCAUGUGUGAACUUGAGCAGCAUGUUUCUAUGCUACGGGAAGGUGGAGGCCCUUUGUCUCCCAGUAGGAUCCUUUCGAACAUGAGGAACAUUGGAUGUCGUAUGGGUGGUGGUAACCAAGAAGAUGCACAUGAAUUUCUAAGGCUUCUGGUAAUGUCUAUGCAAUCUACAUGCCUCGAGGGAUUUGGUGGUGAGAAGGAAGUGGAUCCAAAAUUGCAAGAGACAACACUAGUACAACAGAUUUUUGGUGGUCGGCUGAAGUCGAAGGUUAAGUGCAUGAGGUGCCAUGUUGAGUCUGAAAGAUAUGAAAAUAUUAUGGAUCUUACAUUAGAAAUACAUGGUUGGGUUGAGUCUUUGGAAGAUGCGCUCACACAAUUUACUGCUCCCGAGGAUUUAGAUGGAGAGAACAUGUACAGAUGUGGAAGGUGUUCUGCAUAUGUUAAAGCCAGAAAGCAGUUGAGCAUACAUGAGGUGCCAAACAUCUUAACGAUAGUUCUGAAAAGGUUCCAGACAGGAAAAUAUGGCAAAAUCAAUAAAUGUGUCACCUUUCCUGACAUGCUGGACAUGAUUCCAUUUGUGACUGGGACUGCUGAUAAUCCUCCCCUUUACAUGUUGUAUGCGGUUGUUGUACAUUUGGAUACCCUGAAUGCAUCAUUCUCUGGGCACUAUGUCUCUUAUGUCAAAGAUCUGCAAGGAACGUGGUUAAGGAUUGACGACUCUGAGGUGCAGGCUGUGCCACUGUGUCAAGUGAUGUCUGAAGGUGCCUACAUGCUAUUCUACUCGAGGUCUUUUCCGCGUCCACCAAGAGCUUACAUUGAUAAAGCACCUUUACAAGCUGCAGCUUAUGCAAAGCGUAACACAUCAAAAAUCCAAAACUCUUCAAAACAUGGGAAACAGAAACAAACUGAAGGCCCAUUUAUCCCAGAAAAUUCAGCAUACAUGCAAAAUGAUUUCAGACCAGAAUAUAGGGAAGGCAUCAUCAAAGAUCAAACAAUUGACUACAUGAUACGGUCCUCAAGUAGAAAUAUGCUCCCAACAAGGGGCGCAUAUGCGGAUUCAUUGAGCACGGACUUCUCUGAUGCUACAUCUAGUGAUUGGUCUCUUUUUACAAGCUCGGAUGAAUCAUCAUUCACCACUGAGAGUACCAGAGAUUCAUUCAGCACUGUCGAUUAUGGAGACCAUGCUACCCUUGAUCCCAUUUCCUCUAUAUUCGGCCCCUUUUAUGUGAGAGAGUAUUCUCACAGUAAUGGCAUUUCACGUACAGAGUUCUCAUCUUGUAGGCCGCAGAAAAGGUUCUUUUCAGAGAGCAUGGGAUUUGUUAUGGAUUCUUCAAUGCCGAGUCAAUCGCGAUGUACAUAAAGAAAGGAAUCUGGAGCAGGUCCGUGCUUUUUCAACUGAGUCUUUAAUCUUUGGCAAGGAGCUGUAGUCUGUAUGGUCAAUACGGGAGAAAUCCCAAAGAUGAUUUUGUUUGAACUACAGGUUUUUGUGAUAUGUAGCCGUUAGAUUCUCAUGGUUCUAGUGGUGCCCUCUUUGCUGUGGUUGAUCCCCAAGUUGAGCGCUGGCCAUGCCUCACAUUUUUUUAAUUGAGCGAGGCGUGUUCUGAUGUUGAUGCAAUUGGAGAGAGUGAGAGAGAGAGAGAGAGAGAGAUUAUGUAUUUAAUGAAAUUAAUUAGUGGAGAUGCUUAAUUUUAUAAAAAGAAAUUAGAUAAUGAU